GUAUCGCCAGUUUAGUUGAAACGGUAUACGCGAUAACGUACCAUCUUACAAAUUGCUAUUCUAUCGUAAUAAAUUUGUAUCGAGAAGCUUGUUAAAACAGAUAUUCGUUCGAGAUAUCUCGUCGUUUAACGUGUCUGCCGAUCGUUUGCAACCAUCUUAUUUUACACGGUAUCGGGCCCGUAAUUUUGCAUCUAUCCCUGCCGUCUGGUGGUACAAGCCAGGCCUUUCACGGAAAGGAAUAGAGCGACGAGGUGGUCGGUGAUUGGGACCGAACAGAAAAUAGUCUCCACGCUCUCGAACGCGUCUGGUUUCUUCUGGUUUUCUGGCUCUCCAGCUUCGCGAAAUUACGGGGACAGUACCGUGUAUGUACGUUUCUUUUAUCUUUCAUUCAAUCGUUUCCAUUCGUAAGACAGAAUCGACACAAUGCUGCCUGUCGCAUCGAGUUCGAAAGGAAAGAUAAAUGUGCUUGACAGCGAAAUUAGAAUACUCUUUCCCGAAAUCGUUCAGGGGAAGAUAAACACUGCAGAAUUUCUAGCUGCAGCACGCGGUAUCGUGAAAAUAAUAGAUAAACUUGGUAAAGUGUUUGCAGCCGUCAAGUAUGAUAUUCAAGGCAAUAUCGAUAAGCUCGCUGCUAGGUACGCGACAAAUAGAGAAAAAAAUGUAACCUUGCAAGACAUGAUUCUAAUUGAAACAGCUACUGAAACUAAUUUAGUUGCUAUGGAUGCUUUAUUGUGGUUAACUAGAGGGUUACAUAUGAUUUUAUUGUUUUUUGAAAAAAUUGUCGAAGAUACUAAAAUGGGUUCCCCGACGGAAGAUUUAGUAGCGUUCCUUAAAAAAUCCUAUAAAGAGACCCUGGAACCAUAUCACGGUUGGAUGGCGCAACAACUUUUUAAUCUUCUUUCACGCAUGGUUCCUACACGUUCACAAUUUUUGUCUGCACUAACUGCAAAUCAGCAAGCUGACAAACUCGACAUCGUAAUAAAUGACAUGGAAAUUUACCUGACAAAUUUGCGAAAAAAUGUGUCAGCAAUACAAUUAUUUUAUAAAACCCAUAACCUUGGAAAUUCAAGGUAAAAGAUGUUUGUUCUAGGUACAAAUAUUAUUAAAUCAAUCAACAUUAUUGUUUAUUAUAAAAAAAAUUCAUAUGUACAUACACACCACACCACACACACACACACACACACACACACACGCGCGCGGGCGCGCGUCAUUUGAAUCGCUUAGUGGAGAAUUCUUGACAGAUGCAUAAUUGUACAUAGAUAUAUUUACAUACUUAAACAUAUAUAAUAUGUUUAAAUUAACACCUGUUACACCUGUUAUAUAAUUGUGCCAAAUAAAAUAUUUUGGCACGUAAAUCCGCUAAAUUCCUUAAAGCAAUUGCCCCCGUAAUAAUUUCAAGGAAAAGAAGGCAAAUCAUGAAACAAUUGACAAUUAGAUUAUUAUGUAGAGAUAAUGUUUCAUAAUUGAAAACAAGGAACAUUUCUAAAGGGAAUUGUAUUAAUGUUGAAAUCAACCAACAAGCUGCCAGUUCUGGAAUCUGGCAAACAUAGUUUUUAUAUUACAAACAACCGACUAUUGUAAUGUAAUUAAAUGCAGUUACCUUUCCACCAAGAUUUCCAAGGUAUCCCAAAUAUAACUUGAGACUUUCGCAUACGGAAAGUAUUAGAAAUAUUAUUAACAUUAUGGCAUUAUAAAUAUCUGUUAUAUUACUGUACUGCAAAAAGUGGAAAUGAUCAAAUUAAUUGGAUGUACCGACAAUGACGUUAAGAAAAGUAAUUUUUUAUUCUACCAAAUAAAUAACAUUAUAUUUACUCGGAAAUCCAAGUUUACGAAGACUGUGAGUAACCAAAUUGGGAAAAACCAAAGAUUAAUGUGUAGAAUUAUUUGAAAUGGCAAACUGGAUUUUAUUUUGUUUCUUGUUAACCGUUCCAUUUUCGUUUAUUCGAGAAAUCAAUACCUCUGCCACUAAGGCAAACAACUAUUACAUUUUCACUUACAGUUCACUCACUACGCAGAAAAUUGUAUAGAAUUUUCACAUGUUUGGAGUGAAAUUUACUUGCCAUGUUGUCUUGGAAAUUGUUUUUAAUUACCUGACAAUUGAACGUAUAUGUAGAGAUACGUAAAUAGUAGAAAAAUAAUGAAUCAGGAUUACAGCACUCUCUACUGGAAGACGUCCAAACUAUUGGGUUAGUUAGCACAACACUACAGAUAAUUAAUAUUAUUUCGAUAGUUUUCAUCAAAAUUGUCGUUCUUUAGAUAGUUUUAUUGAAACAUUUAGUCAAAGAAAACGAUAUUUGUCAGUAUACGCGUACCCACUUGUACUUCAGUGAGACAUUACUUAGAAUUAUUAGUAAUUAGCUGAUGAACAACCCGUGGCGAUAGGAUGGUGAAAAAGUAUUCAAAAAGUAAACUAAAUUUAAGAUUCUCGCAGAAUACGUAUUAUUUAUAGGGUACUUGAUUAAGAAAAAACAAAUUAACAAAAUAAGUAUGCACAUUGUAAUCAUAUUUCUACAAGUAAUUCUUUAGAAUGAAUAA
Nomia melanderi (Alkali bee) is the source of this 2535-nucleotide messenger RNA. Its product is annotated as pleckstrin homology domain-containing family A member 8. Gene Ontology annotation, biological process: intermembrane lipid transfer; ceramide transport. Gene Ontology annotation, cellular component: cytosol; cytoplasm; membrane. Lineage: Eukaryota; Metazoa; Arthropoda; Insecta; Hymenoptera; Halictidae. Gene Ontology annotation, molecular function: ceramide 1-phosphate transfer activity; ceramide 1-phosphate binding. The record is from RefSeq and is a predicted model, not a curated record.